AUGACUGAGUAUUCUAAGUUCACUGUGGCUCAAUUGAAAGAGAUCUUGACUCAGAGAAGUCUACCAUUGGAUGGUUUGAAAAAUGAUUUGGUUCAAAGGCUACUUAAAAACGAUGAAGAAACGACUAUUAAAAAAGAGGAAGAAUUAACAAAGGACGAGCAGCCAAUUGUGGAAGAAAAGAAGGAGGAAGAAGAGCAAAAGGAAAACGAUACAGAAACAACAACAGGAUCGGCCACUGUUGAGCCUACUGCUAGUGAAAAUACAAAACAAGAGAAAACAUCAAAUCCAGAACCAAAGAAACAAUUGACUGCAGAAGAGAUUACGAAGAUGGCAUUGGAGUUAUUAACUACAAAGUUACAUCGUGCCACUAAAUUCGGUGGAAAUGAAGAUGAGCUUGACUCAAUCAAAAGAUUAAUGAAUCGUGUCGAGAAAUUUGGUUUGGAUUUACAAAAUCCCCUAGCAGUUGAAUUAGGUCUCGUAAAACCCGUCGAAAAGAAGAAAGCAGUCGAAUCUAAUAAGAAGAUAGGCAAAAAAACUGCAGGUAAUAAUAAUAAAUUCCGCCAAAAUAAUGCUCACAGAUUUAGAGGUAAUGACAGAAGAGGAUCAAAUAGUAGCAGGAAUAAUAGAUUUAAUCGUAGAAACUGGUAA
Molecule: messenger RNA, 648 nt
Organism: Kazachstania africana CBS 2517
Lineage: Eukaryota; Fungi; Ascomycota; Saccharomycetes; Saccharomycetales; Saccharomycetaceae
Gene: THO1
Product: Tho1p
Exons: 1
Coding region: 1-648 (215 amino acids)
Biological process (GO): poly(A)+ mRNA export from nucleus
Cellular component (GO): nucleus
Source: RefSeq, a predicted model, not a curated record